GUCCUCCACCAGCGUCAGCAGCAAGUGGAUGGGCAGGGCUGUGCCUGCUGCUCUCAGGUUUCCCUCUACCCCAGUCACUCGUCCCUCAUACAGCUGCAGGUGUGCACCUGGCCGGGGAAGAUGCUGCUGCAGGCUGUCCCUGGGUUAAUGUGGCUCUGGCAGAGCAUGCCCUUUCAGACACUGGUCGUGUUCUUAGGCCUGUUCCUGCUGAUUGCUGACUGCAUGAAAAGGAGACGGCCGAAGAAUUUCCCUCCAGGACCUUUGCCCCUGCCCUUCGUGGGCCACAUGUUCCAUCUGGAUUUCAAACAGCCCCAUUGCACCAUAGAGAAGCUUGCUGGAAAAUAUGGCAACAUUUUCAGCAUGCAGUCUGGUAACCUGACAUUUGUGAUUGUAAAUGGAUUCCAGCUGGUGAAGGAAGUGCUUGUCCAUCAGGGUGAAUACUUUCUUGAUCGCCCACAAAUGCCUCUUAUCUACGAAAUCUUCGGUAUGUUUGGAUUAGUCACCUCUAAUGGACAUGGCUGGAAACAACAAAGAAGAUUUGCUUUAUCAACUCUAAGAAACUUUGGCCUGGGGAAGAGGAGCUUGGAAGAACGAAUACAGGAGGAGAGCAGAUACCUCACAGAUGAAAUUGAGGAAGAAAAAGGGGAACCUUUUGACCCUCACUUUAAAAUUAACAAUGCUGUUUCCAACAUUAUCUGUUCCAUCACUUUUGGGGAAAGGUUUGACUAUCAGGAUAGUCACUUCCAGAAGUUACUGCAGUUGAUCGAUGAGACUUUGUACCUCCAGGGAACUAUUUGGAACCAGCUGUAUAACGCCUUCCCCACCAUAAUGAAGUGGAUACCUGGACCCCAUCACACCAUUUUUAAAAACUGGGAAAAACUGAAGUGUUUUGUGAGGGAAAUGAUUGCAAAGCACAAAGGGGACUGGAAUCCAUCUGAACCCAGAGACUUCAUUGACUGUUAUCUGAAGGAAAUUGCAAAGGCUGACGCCGACCCCAGUUUCCAUGAAGAAAAUCUCUUAUUUUCCACACUGGAUCUUUUUUUUGCUGGAACUGAGACAACGUCUACAACCCUCCGCUGGGCUCUGCUGUACAUGGCCAUAUAUCCAGACAUUCAAGAGAGAGUGCAAGUGGAGAUUGACACAGUGAUUGGCCAGGCUCGCCAGCCAGCCAUGGGCGACAGGGACAACAUGCCAUACACCAAUGCAGUUAUUCAUGAGGUGCAAAGGAUAAGCAACAUCGUGCCUUUAAAUGUGCCCAGAAUGGCAACUAGUGACACAACACUGGCCGGAUUCUAUGUGCCAAAAGGCACCAUUUUGAUUCCCAAUUUGACAUCCGUGCUGUUUGACAAGAAUGAGUGGGAAACCCCUCAGACUUUUAAUCCUAAGCAUUUUCUGGAGGAUGGUCAGUUCAAGAAAAGAGAAACUUUCCUGCCAUUCUCUGCAGGAAAGCGUGGUUGCCUUGGUGAGCAGCUGGCUAGAAUAGAGCUGUUCCUGUUCUUCACCACCCUCCUCCAGAAAUUCACAUUCCAAGCUCCGAAGGACGUGAAGCUAAGUCUUCAGUUCAGAAUGGGAGUUACUCUCUCCCCACAGCCAUACCAGAUCUGUGUGCUGUCUCGGUAGGGAAAGCCAGGACAUUUUGGUCGUUGCCCCAUUUCUCAAAAUAAUUAGGGUUUGCUGUGCUUGUAUAUAGGGCUGCAUCUGCAGUACACUAUGUCUCCAGAUUUCCCUGCCUGCCUCCAUUCUUAUAACCCAAUGGGGGCCCAAUAUCAGCAACUGGACGAUUUGGGAACCUGAUUUAGGAAAAGGGCUCUGGCUGUUGUGAUACAUCCUACCGUGACGGCAGCUCUUCCUGAUGUCCCUACCAUACCAGUCUGUGUGCAUGUACACUCAGGAUGGCCUAAGAAUUCUCACUCCCAUAUCAAUCUGGUUGAAAAAAGAUAAGUAUAUUUCAUGAAUUCUUUCAAAAGGAACAUUUGGUUUCAUUUGCAGUUUUUCAUGAAAUACAGUAUUUAGUUUUUCAAUGGAAACUUUUCAAAACAAUUUUUUUAACAAAAAUUUCACUGAAAAAAACACAACCAGGAGAGAACUUAAAAAAGUUAAUACUAAUUCAUUUUUAAAACCUGCCCACAUUGGGAUUUGAAUUCCUAACCUAUACAACAGUAUUAGGGCUCUACCCUGCUGCCAGGAGAGUGGCUGAGAAACCACAUGGACUUCAGAUCAGGGGAGGGCAAACUAUGGCCCACGGGACACAUCCAGCCCAUGAGACCAUCCUGCCUGGCCCCUGAGCUCCUGGCCGGGGAGGCUCGCCCCCAGCCCCUCCCCCGCUGUUCCCCCUCCGCUGCAGCUACGCCGCCACGCGGGCAGUGUGCCUUGCAUCCGCCCACCUCCCAGGUUUUCAAAUAAGCCUGUCCUGCCGC
Messenger RNA from Chelonia mydas (Green sea turtle), 2417 nucleotides. RefSeq names its product cytochrome P450 2J2. Gene Ontology annotation, molecular function: oxidoreductase activity, acting on paired donors, with incorporation or reduction of molecular oxygen, reduced flavin or flavoprotein as one donor, and incorporation of one atom of oxygen; heme binding; iron ion binding. The coding region runs from base 121 to 1620 and encodes 499 amino acids. Lineage: Eukaryota; Metazoa; Chordata; Testudines; Cheloniidae. The record is from RefSeq and is a predicted model, not a curated record. The transcript is spliced from 9 exons. Gene Ontology annotation, cellular component: intracellular membrane-bounded organelle; cytoplasm. Gene Ontology annotation, biological process: xenobiotic metabolic process.